Messenger RNA from Rhea pennata, 1022 nucleotides. It is a transcript of the gene BLOC1S2, whose product is annotated as biogenesis of lysosomal organelles complex 1 subunit 2. The record is from RefSeq and is a predicted model, not a curated record. Gene Ontology annotation, cellular component: BORC complex; BLOC-1 complex; gamma-tubulin complex. NCBI's taxonomy places the organism in Eukaryota, Metazoa, Chordata, Aves, Rheiformes, Rheidae. The transcript is spliced from 5 exons. Gene Ontology annotation, molecular function: gamma-tubulin binding. Gene Ontology annotation, biological process: lysosome localization; endosomal transport. The coding region runs from base 45 to 473 and encodes 142 amino acids.
AGCGGCGGCGGCGGAAGCGGCGGCGGCGGCAGGGGCCUGUCGCCAUGGCGACCGCGACCGCGGAGGGGCUGCCGGAGGCCAGCGCGCAGCCCGCCAAGCAGGACCCUGCUGUUGAAACAGCAGAGGAAGCUAAGGAACCAGCAGAAGCAGACAUCAAUGAACUUUGUAAAGACAUGUUCAACAAAAUGGCCACUUACUUAACAGGUGAACUGACAGCCACCAGUGAAGACUACAAACUCUUGGAAAACAUGAACAAGCUGACUAGCUUGAAGUACUUGGAAAUGAAAGAUAUUGCUAUAAACAUCAGUAGAAAUCUGAAGGAUUUAAAUCAAAAAUAUGCUGCUCUUCAACCAUAUCUGGAACAGAUCAACCUAAUCGAGGAGCAGGUAGCAGCUUUGGAGCAGGCAGCUUAUAAAUUGGAUGCAUAUUCCAAAAAACUUGAAGCCAAGUACAAAAAACUGGAGAAACGAUGAAAUCCACAACAGAGACUUGACUUAAUAAUAAUAUUGAAAUUGGAAGUUGUUUAUGAGACAGACUGAUCUCUGUUUGCUUAAGUUACAUAACAGCAAUUAUGUACAUUUCCAAGGAGUUAAUUACAGCUGGCAUGAAGACUGGUAACUUUUUGUAUCUAACCUUCUUGAGGCUGAACAUUUGCCUCUUCUCAAAUAUUUCUGUCGCUUCAAUUGUUGUUCUGUAGUGAAAAAAAUGAAAUCUGUCCCUAACCCUUCUGUUGAUCUUGGGUGUCUGUUUGUUAGUCCUGUGUCCCACAUAACAUAUUCUACCUAGGAAAAGCCCUCUAUAACCUGUAAAGUUGUUCUGUGAUAGCAUGAGGACCCAAACCUCUUUCAAACCUUUCUUCCCUCCCCACACUGCCCCUUCAUUGUGUCCUGAAUCGAGACGAUACCCUGGCCUUUGGUGUUGUGAGCAUGAUACUGAAAUGCUUAAGUUCGGCAUCCAUCUUUAUCUGUUUGAAAUAGAGAGACUAGUUAUGAUAAAUUUACAAUAAAACUAAACUUGCUGCA